Fusarium pseudograminearum CS3096 is the source of this 681-nucleotide messenger RNA. RefSeq lists its product as uncharacterized. The transcript is spliced from 3 exons. The coding region runs from base 1 to 681 and encodes 226 amino acids. The record is from RefSeq and is a predicted model, not a curated record. NCBI's taxonomy places the organism in Eukaryota, Fungi, Ascomycota, Sordariomycetes, Hypocreales, Nectriaceae.
AUGUCGUCGCUGCGAACCUACCUGAUCGCAGAACCCAUACUUUAUGGAAUACUACUCAUCCCGAGUAUUCUCAUUGCUAAACGACAUGGCAAGCCAGGAUAUCUUGGUUGGGGACUUGUCACACUCCUGUGUGUGAUGCACGCUGCCGGCGGUGCCAUGCUGCUGACUGGAACUCGUUAUGGCAUGACUGUUCUCACCAACUGCGCCGGCGUGCUCCUCCUAGCCUCUUGCGGUAUUUGGUGGGAAGCUAAUCACCAUCUGGAAUCGCUUGACAUGGCUGCAAAGAUCAAGGUCGGUGUGGUCCACUUCCUUGUACUUGUUGGCGCAGUCUUGAUGGCCAUGAAUAUCAGCGUACUAAGUGGUAGAAUGCAAGCCUACAUCGCUUGCGGAUGCUGGGGAGUAGCAUGGCUAGCAGCUUUUGCACAAGCGAUCAUGAGCAUGAAGGCUAGUGGCGGUUUUGGAGAGCCUACUCAAAAGCUCAUUACUGCGUCAGUGCUUGGUGUAGUCUGCGCUGGUGUUCGUAUCAUCUUUACAAUUCUGGCCAGGACGAGAAUGGUGUACGGAUUACAUCCAAGAGGUGGCAGUUUUUUGAUGACUCUGUCAUGCGUGUUUUUCCCCGAAGCUCUCGCAACGAUUGCCUUUGUUGUCAUUGGAAUGAUGACGCGUGGAAUCGGUGGUUGA